Paramecium sonneborni is the source of this 1186-nucleotide messenger RNA. The record is from the annotation of a GenBank genome assembly. Lineage: Eukaryota; Ciliophora; Oligohymenophorea; Peniculida; Parameciidae.
AUGAAUAUUCGUAAACCUCCUAGAGAAGGACUUAAAUCUAUUGACAACAAGGAAAACAUUCCCAAUAAUUCAUCAAAACCACCUCCCUCCAGAUUAAACAAUUACAGACUCAAUAAUCUUACUACCUACUUUAAAAUUAGAACUCCUAGUAGAGGUAGAGAAUUACCUAAAUUUGAGGACAACUUCAUAACCAAAAAUUCAAAUAAUGAAUAACGUUAAUUAAGCACCAAAGAAAGCCAAUAAUAUAAUACAUUGAAUCAUAAUACUAAUCAAUAAUACUAAUAAUUAAGAUUAUCAUCUAAAAUUCAAAGAAAAAGAAUACAAGGUAAUCUUAGUGCUAAAGAUUCUACCAAUCAUCAUGAUACUCUAUCUAAAUAAAUACCAUCUACUUGUGAUGAUAAAAUCUAUUCUAUUGGACCUAUUAUUGGAAAAGGUAGCUAUGCUAUUGUCAAAAUGGGAACUGAUCGUCAUGGUAAUAAAGUUGCCAUCAAAAUGUAUGAUAAAGCAUUACUCAAAGGUGAAAGGUUUAAUAAUCUAAUCAAAGAAAUCAACACAUUAAGAAUUCUAUCUCAUGAUCAAAUUGCCAAAUUACAUGAUGUCUAUCAUUAUACUUCUUAUAUCAAUCUAGUCAUAGAAUAUUGUGGCACUGAAUCUUUGUAUCAAUUGCUUAAAUCAACUACUACAAGAACCUUACCCAAAGAAUUUGCAUUUCAUAUUAUUCAUUAAUUACUUAAAAUUUUACAUUACAUCCAUGAUAGAAAUGUUUGCCAUAGAGAUAUUAAAUUAGAAAAUAUCCUUAUACAAAAUAAAAGAAUCAAACUUAUAGAUUUUGGUUUCAGUACUUUUACUAAUCAACCAAUCACUUGUCAUUGUGGUACACCUAGUUAUAUGGCACCAGAAGUUGUUUCAAAACUCAAAUAUGAUGGAAGAGGAGCAGACAUCUGGGCAACAGGAGUAUUAUUAGUUGCUCUCUUAUAAGGUAGUUUUCCUUUCAAAGGAGAAAAUGAAAGAGAGCUAUUUAAGAAAAUAAGAAAUAAUGAAUCCAAUAUAACUAAUUAAGAUCGUGAUGUCCAUAAAAUAUUAUCUCGUAUUUUUGUGGUUGACCCAUAUCAAAGGGCUACAGCAAAAGAAGUAUUUUAUAUUGAUCUAACCUUAGUUAUUGUAAUUAGAUAUCUUUAAAAGUUGA